UAAACAAACUAAGCAAGUGAAUUAUAACUGUUAUGUAACAAAAAAAGUAUUUGUUUACGUAAGGGUGAAAGAUUAAAAUUCAAGAUGUCUUUUAAACAAGAGGAAAAAAAUGCUAUUGCUGUCAUUGAUACAUCAGAAGAAAGGGAAAUUAGCAAUAACUCAAUAGAAGUAAUAAGAAAAUGCUCUCAACACGAUGCGAUAAACACUUCAUGGGAUCAUAAUAUUAUUUCAUCUCAUGAAAACAAAGACAAAACUUUUAAUAAGACACCUCCGUUUGUGAGCAUCAUGGGCACUGACGACCUCAAUUCUAGUUCGGGGAAUUCGACCAGCAGUUCCACUCAAACGGAACCUUUUGUGACUCUGCCAGUUAACUGCAGCUUUGUUGACGUGAGCCUUUCCUUUAGCAAGGACUUCAACAUACAGGAAUCAACAUCUAAUGAGACUUCAGAACAGUCCGUACGAUCCAAACGUUAUAGACGCGACUCCAGUGAUGGAGAAAAUAAAGAAAUGCAGCCUUGGAAAAAGAAAUGUUCAGGUUCUUGUUCAUCAAGCACGUCUGAUCUGACUGAUCCUCAAAUAGAGCAGGAGCCACCGUCUUGCUUAUCUAGUAAUUCUGACACAUCAUUUAAAUCGAUUAACAGCAACCAUUCAUUUAAAGUUCGAAAAAGACGUUUGAAAUCUGAGUCAAAUUUGUUCAAAGACGCCCUUCAUAGAUCACACAGGGGUAAUAAUUUUAUAAAACAUAAUUCAUCUGAAAAUCCCACACCAGGUGGGACGCCGCGAAAGGAGAGGAACCACCGCCGCAAUAGCAAGCCCAAAGCUUGGAGAAUCGUCGACCUUUGUGCAUGGAUCGGGAGAAAGGUAGGCUAUCAAUCAAUCACUGGUCUGUACUCCGAUAUACUGCGCGAGCCGAUAGUUCACCAGGAAACUACUGAUAGUACCGAAGAGUUGCGGGAGUUAAGGAAAUUUUUAGAAGAGGUAGAUAAAAAGCAAGAGCGGCUGGCCCAAGAAAAUGAGACGUUAAAAGAAGGAAUGAAAAUAAUGAUGAACAAAAUUGAACAACUCGAGGGUAAGCUCAGGAAACACGAAAGUACACCGAAAAAGCACCUUCCACCGCCACCGCCGCCGCCUCCACCACCACCGCCGCCACCGCCACCGCCUCCACCUGCCCCUGUCUCCAAAUUACCUGUCCGGUCUCAUACCAUACCCAGGUGCGGUUCUGCACUACCUAGAAUAGUUGGACAACGCCUCGCUAUUACACCUCAAGACAUCGCUAAUGUCAAACUGAGAAAGACAAAGGAUAAUCCGGUGCGAGCAAAACCUGGUCCGAAACAAGGUCAGCAGCCGUUAGUGACUCAACAAAUGCUACAGUCAACGCGCGCAAAAUUAGGACGUGCUCGUCCCGUUGCUGCCUCAACCCCUAAACAACAACUGUCAGAAUUAGAAAAAUGUUUGCUGCAAGAAUCGACAGUAACGUCACUUUAUCGGCGACGGGUAGCUCGGAACACAUUUCGAAGUGCGGAAGAACUUAGGCCUAGGCCGUAUCCGGCUGUACGGUGUUCAAGAUCUCCCCUUUCUCCCCGAUCUCCUCGAUCAAACUCCUUACCCCGAGUAAAACCUAUGUCGCCUCUAAAAUUUCCUAAUGGAGUACUAAAUUAAGUAAUUAUCAGGGAAGACAAUAUUCUCAAGAUUAGACUGAUGAUGACAAAUGGUAUGAUUGAUAGUAAAUGGUUAACGAGAAAUAUUGAGUUUAUGACAUGCGUCUCAAGUCGUGCGUCAUCUCAAGAUUUUAAUUUAUAGUGCAUCAUUAUUGAUUGUGAUUUGAUUGCAAAUACUAUUAGUUCUCAUUGUAGAAAUCUACAAUUGACAAUAAAGUUUCCUGUAUUUUUUUCACUUAGCAAGUCGUUGUAGAAUCGCAGGCGCAUUCCAUGUUUGCGGUGACUUAAAACGGAAAUUUGUAAAAAAUACGAAAUGGUUUUAUAUUUUUGAUUGAACAUACUUAAUGAGUAUUUAUUUGAAUUCCAUUUUCGGAUAGGAUAGGUAGACUUAUCCACUGAAGUAAGCAAUUAAUAAAUAAUUACGAAUGAAAAAAGUGUGGGUUUGAAUUAUGGCCUAAUUGAUGUUUGUCUGUAUUACAAGUAUAUGUAAUUUAUCUAUUGUAUUUUAGACUAAAUGAUUACCUUUCUAACUAUUUUGUACAUCAAGAUGUAACGGCUCACAAAUCAGACAACGGUGCAUCGUUUGCAUAUUCGCAGCCAAACUAUAUUUCGGUGAAUAUUAUGUAAGUAGUUAGGUUGAUAUUAAAAUUAUUAUGUGAUAAUAUUUGUACAAUUUUUGUAUGACUCAGAAGU
This is a messenger RNA of Spodoptera litura, 2351 nucleotides long. RefSeq lists its product as uncharacterized. The record is from RefSeq and is a predicted model, not a curated record. NCBI's taxonomy places the organism in Eukaryota, Metazoa, Arthropoda, Insecta, Lepidoptera, Noctuidae.